CAUCAAUCUUUCCAUCACCACCAAAUUUAGGAAGAAUAUCGCGACAACUCAUCUUAGCACAGUUGUGCCAAUUCGCCCAAGAUGGUGUCUAUAAUGGGGGUCCACUUCCACGAGAAGAAGUUGGUCAAGAAAGCUCUUGAGACCUUCUAUGGGCUCGGGCCUCAAGCAUCUGCUCGUAUCCUCGCAAAAUAUACGAUACACCCGCUCGCCAGACUCGGCACCAUUGCCCCGAAGACGAUCACAGCCCUGACAACUGAAUUAUCGACUAUGACGAUAGAGAACGACGCUAGGCGAAUAGUACAAGAUAAUAUUAAGCGAUUGAGAGAUAUGGGAACGUAUAGAGGAAGAAGACAUGCUAUGGGUCUGCCCGUACGUGGACAGAGGACACGAACACAAAUCGAGAGCGCGAAGAAGUUCAACUGCCUGGAGAGAGGAGGCACAAACUCCAAGAUUUAAAACCGUUUACUUGGGAAUACUUAGCAUAUAAGUAUAGGAAUGAAAUGUUCCAUGGAGUCGACUUAACGUGGCUCGUGAAGAAAGGCGUUGAAUGGAUGAUUAUAUCAAGUUCUAGUCCUCUAUAAAUAGGCAAAUUCGAGAGUAUAUAUAUUCUCUAUGAACUAAAUAGUAGUAUAGGGACGCGAUUCCCUUACAUAACUAAAUGUAAAACUCGCAGUUUUAAAGAUA
Molecule: messenger RNA, 684 nt
Organism: Annulohypoxylon maeteangense
Lineage: Eukaryota; Fungi; Ascomycota; Sordariomycetes; Xylariales; Hypoxylaceae
Product: ribosomal protein S13
Exons: 3
Coding region: 82-456 (124 amino acids)
Biological process (GO): translation
Cellular component (GO): ribosome; mitochondrion; small ribosomal subunit
Molecular function (GO): RNA binding; structural constituent of ribosome
Source: RefSeq, a predicted model, not a curated record